Pelodiscus sinensis (Chinese soft-shelled turtle) is the source of this 6970-nucleotide messenger RNA. NCBI's taxonomy places the organism in Eukaryota, Metazoa, Chordata, Testudines, Trionychidae. The record is from RefSeq and is a predicted model, not a curated record.
AAGAGGGGGAGGGGAGCGAGGAGAGGAAACAAAAACAAUCGCCCGGGCACCGCCAUCUUGGGUUCGUUCUGCACGCCACACGGUGAAUGGGUAGAUAUGAAAUUACCACAGGCGAGCCGCAACAGCAGCAGCACGGUUCGGAGGGCCGUUCGGAGCUGCCAGCCGGGCGCCGGGGACUAUAAAACCGGCUCCUUCAUCCGCCGCCUAGAGAAAAGCCCCGGGCUUGGCCUUUCCUUAUCGCCGACCCCUAAACUCAGCUCCUGGGAGGGCAAAGUUGGUGUCCGUCGCGCCGGCUGGGAGACGAGAGGGUUGGAGCCAGCAGCAGGUUCCUCAGAGCCAGGAGUUAACUGGGGACAGAGCUAGGGGAGGGGGAAAAGAGGGUUUCCCCUCCCCCUUUCCAGCACCUUGCCCAGGGCUUGCCUGGUACGUGGUGUGGGAGGCACAAGGAGAAGGCAGCAAGAGUUCACCAGGCUUUCAACCCCCACCCCGCCACCCAAGCCAUUGAGGAGUUUUUCUUCCUAAGAAAGCAAAAGUUGGACUGAGUGAAAAAUUGUCCAGGUUUCUCCCUUCUAACCACGUAGGAGGCAGAGAGGAAAAAUGUAUCCGUGAGGAGUUGGGAGAGGGGUAUGAAUCGAACAGAAGAGCCACCAGCCCAGCACGCAGGAGGAAGAAAGCUGUCACCAUCCCAGCAAACACGAAGAUCCAGGGCACAUCCAGUCAUGUGUCUAUAAUAUUGAUAUCCUUUCCACCGCCACAGAAGCAGCGUUCUCCUAGAAGCACAGCAAUCAAGGAAGAAGAGAUUUGCCACGCGCUCAUAGAUCACCUUCCUCCCCAGCGGCUGGAGACUACAUUUUUCCUGUGACUUCACUGUUUGAACACCAAAUAUAGUUUCUUAGAGGGGAUUCUUAAAGGAGUUUGAAAUUCACUGUUGAGGCAAGAAUGUCUGAAAUGCACAGCCUUUGUUGAACGGACAAGGAGAGGAUCGCAGAAGUAGGAGGGAAGUGGUAGGAGAGAAGAGAAAACGUUCGGCUUUCAUUAACUUGAAAGGGGAAGCCCAGAGAUUUAUUUUUGUGGAAGUGUAAAGGCUUUUUUGUUUGAGGUUGUUGUUUCUCCUCCCAUCCUUUUCCCUGUGGUCACAAUACAGCUCGCAGCAUGAUUGAAGUAAACGUCAAUGUUGCCCACAUGUGGCUGGUAACUUUUUAGACAGUUUUUAUAAAGAAACUGACAAGUAUACUAUUCCCUUCUUUAUCAGUGGCUUACUGCUUUUUGACGUUUGAAGCUGAGAUGGUACUUUUUACUCAAACACUACAUGUUGUAUAAUAGGAGUGAGACUGAAAAUAUACUCUUUACUCAUUUCAGUAAAACUUGCUUGGUUCCAGCGCGACGAGGGAUACUUUACAGAGCUUAAAGUAGAAAAAAGCUGAACUUCCUCUGAGACUUGGUUCUCCUUCUAAACAGCGAUUUAUGCUGUUGACUUUUUAUGGAUUCUUAACUUUUUUCCCCCUGAAUUACAUUUUUCCACCACUUGUACAGAAGCCAAAUGACACAUGUGUUUUGAAAUGCUUCUCCAAAUAUACACCCUUGUAUCCGGGAUCUCGCUAGAAAGAGCUGGAGCGGUUGUCAGUAUCUAAAUAAAGCUGAUUUUAUUGUUUUGUGAACACUCUAGACUCCAGAAAUGUUCUAGUUUGCUUUAUAACGGUUAAAUUUGAAGGUUGAUUUUUUCUGUUUGGAAAAACCAGGAAACACGAGAGUAGGAACACUACCUGUAUGUUCUAACUGUAUUUCGAAAAUGGGAGCUGCUACCAAGUUGGCGUUCGCUGUCUUUUUGAUCUCUUGUUCUUCAGGUGCCAUACUAGGCAGAUCGGAAACACAGGAAUGCAUCUACUAUAAUGCUAAUUGGGAAAAAGAUAAAACAAACCGCAGUGGCAUUGAACCGUGUUAUGGUGAGAAAGAUAAAAGACGACACUGCUUUGCUACAUGGAAGAAUAUUUCUGGAUCAAUUGAUAUUGUGAAACAAGGUUGUUGGCUGGAUGAUAUCAACUGUUAUGAUAGGACUGAUUGUAUAGAAAAGAAAGACAGCCCUGACGUGUUCUUCUGUUGCUGUGAAGGCAAUAUGUGUAAUGAACGUUUUUUCUAUAUUCCAGAGAUGGAAGUAACACAGCCCACUUCCAAUCCUGUUACAACUAAACCACUCUUGUUCAAUACCCUGCUUUACUCGUUGGUGCCUAUAAUGGGAAUUGCGGUGAUCGUGUUGUUUUCAUUUUGGAUGUACAGACAUCAUAAACUAGCAUAUCCUCCAGUACUUGUACCAACACAACACGCCUUUCAUAUAAUGAUUGAGGACCCUAGCUUGCCACCACCUUCACCCUUGAUGGGUCUGAAGCCUCUGCAGUUGUUAGAGAUCAAAGCUAGAGGAAGAUUUGGUUGUGUAUGGAAAGCACAGUUACUAAAUGAGUAUGUUGCUGUCAAAAUAUUCCCAAUCCAGGACAAACAGUCAUGGCAAAAUGAGUAUGAAAUUUACAGCUUGCCUGGAAUGAAGCAUGAAAAUAUCUUACAGUUCAUUGGUGCAGAGAAACGAGGCACCAGCAUUGAUGUAGAUUUAUGGUUAAUUACAGCAUUUCAUGAAAAGGGUUCAUUAACUGACUUUCUCAAGGCAAAUGUGGUUUCAUGGAAUGAGCUGUGUCAUAUUGCUGAAACUAUGGCUAGAGGUUUGGCUUACCUUCAUGAGGAUAUACCAGGUCUGAAAGAUGGACAUAAACCUGCUAUAUCCCAUAGGGACAUCAAAAGCAAGAAUGUACUGUUGAAAAACAACCUUACAGCUUGUAUUGCUGAUUUUGGUCUAGCUUUAAAGUUUGAGGCUGGAAAGUCUGCAGGUGACACACAUGGACAGGUUGGUACGCGAAGGUACAUGGCUCCAGAGGUAUUAGAAGGUGCGAUAAACUUCCAAAGGGAUGCAUUUCUGAGGAUAGAUAUGUAUGCUAUGGGAUUAGUCCUGUGGGAACUGGCAUCCCGAUGUACUGCAUCAGAUGGGCCAGUGGAUGAAUACAUGUUGCCAUUUGAAGAGGAAAUUGGUCAGCAUCCAUCUCUUGAAGACAUGCAGGAAGUUGUAGUGCACAAAAAGAAGAGGCCUGUUUUAAGAGAAUGCUGGCAGAAACAUGCUGGAAUGGCAAUGCUCUGUGAAACAAUAGAAGAAUGCUGGGAUCAUGAUGCAGAAGCCAGAUUAUCAGCUGGUUGUGUAGAAGAACGGAUUAUUCAGAUGCAAAGACUGACUAAUAUUAUAACAACAGAGGACAUUGUGACAGUGGUCACAAUGGUGACAAAUGUUGACUUUCCUCCCAAAGAAUCCAGUCUAUGAUAGUUAUACUGGUUAUGCAUUCUGACCAACAGGACUCUGAACUGGAGCUGCUAAAGCUAAUGAGAUUGCUUACUGUUGUUACUUACUACAUGAAAUGAGGAAUGGUAAGUCUUUUGGGAAUGUUGAUGAGACAUUUUUCCAAACAUGAAUACAUGAGACUUUACUGCAUUCCCGUCUGACUGAGAAGUGGCAAAAUAUUAAGGAACUUAAAUAAAUGAAGAAUAUGGACCUAUCUGGGCUAAUCAAGUGUUUUAAAAACUGACAUCAGAUUUCUUAAUGUCUGUCAGAAGAGACUAAUUCCUUAAAUGAACUACUGCUAUUUUUUUUAAAUCAAAACAUUUCAUUUCAGAUUUAAAAAGGGUAACUUGUUUUUAUUGCAUUUGCUGUUGUGUUUAUAUAAAUGACUAUUGUAAUGCCAAUAUGACACAGCUUGUGAAUGUUUAGUGUGCUGCUGUUAUAUGUACAUAAACAAAAGUAAUCAAGUGGGAUAUAGCAAAGAGGCUUCCAAGCAUUACUUAAACCUCCCUCAACAAGGUAUACCUCAGUUCCACAUCUGCUAAAUUAUGAGAUUGACAACACUAACAGUCUGAUUAAUAAAUUGAUCCAUGUUUUUUAAGUGCUGUAUUACAAAUUCAUUGUUAUUUUUAAAAGGGUAAGCUAAGCUUCAUGCCAAGAGUAAAUGGCCAUUCCUAAAGCAGUGUUUUUAAUCCCUUUUUUGUGCUAGCUUGUGUAUAAAAAGUGCUAGGUUUGAAACAAAACUUUCUUCCUAUUUUAGCUUAAAGUUUUUUUAUCUCACCUCCCGUUCCCAAAAUAUUGCAUACAUUUUUACUGAAUAUUAUUUAGGUUUGCUGUGUCUGAGGAAUAUUUGAAAAUUUUAAGCAUGACUUUUAAUUUUAUGUGAGCUAUGACACUGGAAAGCUCUUAAUUCUUAUUCUUUCUAAAAAAGGCUUUUUCCCCCCUAUUUAUGUAUGUAAAAAGUUCUGUAUAGUGUAUUUUGUUUCACUAAACUGUAUGCAGUGUUCUGUAUCACUGUUUCAGGAUCACCUCAGGAAGCUUAAUUACCCUCAACUCCUCACUCUCUCUGCUUUGAGAUUUGCAACUUCUCUUCACUUAAGUUUGGUGCCAUCGUGUUUGAGUGAUAAUUGAUGUCUGUGAUACAUGGGUUCAUCAGUUACGUUAAAAAUGAUAGCCACAGACUUCCGAUGUAACUGCUUAAAAUAAUCAGGGAUAACUUUAGUUAUUAUGCUAUAAUUUCAAAUAUGCAAUGACUAUUUAGAGGUAACGAACACCAACAUAGGUAGCACAGUCUAGCAAAAAAUAAUAAUAAAAUUGCUUUCACAGCUGACUCCAACAUUAGUUUUAGGGUUUAGGAGAUCAUGCCUUAUAUACUCUGUAACUUAAAAAACCUGAAUUGACCAUAGGUGCCAAAGUGCUUUUCAAAAUUAAUAUUAACUAGUUAUUUGAUCCUUUACAUUUAUACAGGUCAAAGUUUAAAAAAAAAAUUUCUAAAAUACUCAAGUAAUGAACCAACAAUAGCCAGUAUUAUACUAUGUAUUUUGUCAGGUCAUAUUUUUAAAUCAUGCAUUAGAUUUUUAAGGAAGUUUUUAAUGUCACAAUCAGGAGCUCACUGUGAAUGUUAUCUUUAAACAGUUAUUUGUAAAAACCACAGAAUACACUCAAUUUUACAUAUAAUAUGCACUUAAUCUCUGGGAACAAUAACAUUAUUUAUAAACAAGAUCUAGGUGACCAUAUUCUAAGCAGGGGGAGGGUGGAAGAAGAGUAAUAGCAAUGUUAUUCAUGCAUAACAUUCAAUACAGUUCUGUUCGCUGUAUGUCACUUACUCCUAGGGUUUCGUGGUAGCCAUAAGAAUCCUGCUUUAUUGGUAUAGGUGCAACUUGCUCAUUUUGUUUAUAAAACAAACUACUUGUGCACCCAUUUUAUUGAUCUGAUUUUCAUUUUGCUUCCACCUUCGUUGCAGGGAUACAAUACCUUAAACAUAUAUCAAGUGAUCAUGGCUAAAGAGAGAUGAACAAAAAAAUCAUAUUUUACUGAAAAAUUGCAUUGCUCUUUGAUGUUUAAACCCAACACUGGCAAAGGUAGAAGGAACAGCAUGGAUGAUAUAAGGAUCAGUUAUCAAGAUUCAAUGCUGAAGUUAUACCUAGCUAAGCACAUGUCUGUAUGAGCUUUGCAUCCCCCAUGCAUAAUCCUUUAACUUCUGCUGGUAUGGGCCCUGGUGGCCAUGCUCUUUGGGGGCUCUUUUGAUGUUGCUAGUGCACUUUGUGUUUGCAAGUGCUGCAGGGACAUCACAAAGCCGGAAAUCACAAAGCCUGAUUUUAAUGGGAUAUUUAUUUUCAUAGAAAUUCCCACAGUGUGUGAAUAUUGUACUAACUAUUUUCUCAUUUUUGACAGCAUAGUACAGUAUCUCACUGAAAAGGAUGUUCAUGGUAAAAGUGUUUUUUUUAAUAAUUGGUGAAAUAACGAAACUUUGGUGAGCUGUUCUUAUACAUAAGAUUUCUGUUUUGCAGGGCAUUUUAACCCAUCUGUGUUCCUUUUAUAGUACAGUAAAUAUUGCUGAUGUGCAAGUUAAAAUGUUUGAGCCAGAUUCAUGAAUGAGGAUAAGAAAAAAUAAGAACUAAGCUAGUGAAAAUAUUCUGGCAUUACUUACUAGCAGAAGUAGUGACCAUUGUCCCUCUUCGUACUUACAGCAUGUGUGGUGGUGUGUGUAUGUACAUAUAUGGUCUAUUCCGGUGGUUCACUGUAUUUUGGCUUGUGAAGAAAAGUCAGUCCCUUGGCUCUCACUUCCAACUUGUUGGCUUUGCCUGUCUAUUUAAAUGAACGCUGUAUAACUGCCACAGGACUGAUGGAUUGGCCAGCUUUUGGCUUUCCUUGAAGUCCAAGCCCUGCCUUUUUUUAGUUCAUGUUAGAUACUAGGAAAUUUUUAUAUACCAUGAUGCAUGACUCCUCUUUGUACACCUACUACUACAUGUACCUUAGCAUUUCAGAUGAGACUUGUGUCUCAAUUCUUGAAGUUCCUGAACUAGCGUUGUCAUUCAUGGUGGUGUUUUGAAACUAUAAAUCAGGAUGGAAAUUGACCACUUUGUACCUUCUAUUUGAAAUAGCAAAAUUCAUGUAGAGUAGCUUUAAGAGUUUUGGAGUGCCAGCUAAAAUGUAAACAAACAGAAGUGAAUAUUUCUUGAUUUCUCUUCUCAACCUUUUCAAUGCAUUUAUUUUUAUUAGGAACAUUUGGUACAAAGUACAGAAAGCUAUAUGCAGGUUUAUGGGCAAAAUGAUACAAGUAGCAUCCUUGAUGGAACAUCAUUUACCUCAGAUAUUCAACCAGCAGUACUUUUUUUUUAAUGCAGUCUCAGUCCAUAAAUAUUAUUCGUUACCUCUCAAGAUAUUGGUAAGCAAUUAUUUUAGCUUUACUCUGUAUUUAUCUGUUUUGGGCACAGGUUGUUGUACUACUGUCAAAUUAUACUUGCUAUUUUUCUGCAAGUAUCAAAAACAAAACCCCAGCCCAGGAUAAAAGUGAUUGUUAAAUAUUGUAUAAAUAAAAAUGUAUGCUCUUUCUGCUCCUACCCCCAAAAGUUAAAUAAAAAUUAAGUGACUACUGUA